AUGAGUAAUCGGGUUAAUACUAUAGUACGACGAAGCGUACCAUGUUACUUUUGUAAUGAUUUUUUGGAAGAGAAAUAUUUGUACGAUCACGUGAAACAUUGCGAAGCUGUUUUAGAGGAAUGUCCUUUCAAAUGUGGAGUUUAUAUACCUCGAAAAAAUAUAGAAGAUCAUCGAAAAACGUGCAACAGAAAUACUAUCAAAGGGAACAAUCGGAUAAAGGAAAUACAAGAUUCUUUAUGGAGGAAUAAAGUAUUCUCUGCCUUAACAUUGCUUCGUUCUGUAAUAAAGAACGAAGAAAAAGAACGUAGAGUUCUUCAAGAUAAUGUGUGUCAAUGUAUAAAAUUACUAAACUCCCAACAAGAAACGAUUGAUACUUUGCAUUUUGAAGUUACAAAGACAAUAAAGGAAUGUCGCGAGUAUAAUAUAAAUUUCAAUCAAAGAUUAAAUGAUGUAGAAGUAACUUGCGACAAUAUAAAACAGCAUACCAAUUUAAGUUUCCAACGGAUCUCCGAGCAACUGAAGAUUUUUCACGAUGAAUUAACUAAUGAACAAAAUAAACACGAUGAAGUAGUUGGCAAUUGGUGUUUAGAAUUAACCGAUUUAAAGACCUUUUUAAGUAAAGAAAGCAUACACCUAAAUAAUAUAUGGCAAGAGCAGCAGCAAUCAUUUCACGAUCUUAAAUUAGAAUUGGAAAUGAGAUGUAAGAAUUCAAAGGAAUUAAUAGAUCAGCAGACGUACAUAACGGAGAAAAUGAAAAGUUUAGAGGAAGACGUACAACAGCAAACGCAAAUUGUAACUAAUCAAGAGAGUAAUAUCAAAGGAUUGAAGUUUCAAAUGAAAGAAAAUUUGAAGUAUCUUGAGGAACUGAUUGGAGAAAAUUCAGAAUUUAAAAAUCAGGAAUUCCUUGAGUGUCAGUGUAAAAAUGAACAUUUUGAUCAAUAUUCAAUUAACGGUCGUCUUUUGUGGAGAAUUGAUUGCUACGACGAAAAAUUAACCGAAGCAAAGAAAAAUAAUUGUGUACUAUAUAGUCCAAAAUUUUUAAAUAAAGAAUACGGAUAUACUUUGAGAAUGAAAUUAUUCCUAAAUGGUAUAGGACAAUGGAAAGAGCGACACAUUAUCGGAUGUCUACAAGUUGAAACCGGAAAAUGGGAUCCACUAUUAGAUUGGCCUUGUGUACUUAAAGCAACAGUUACAUUAAGAAAUCAAGAAAAUCCUAUAAACGAUAUAAAGAAAGUCGUUAAAGCUGUAGGACAAGAUAAAUCAAAUUCCGACGUAAAUAAAGAAACUGGAAUUUAUAUGUUUAUCCCACAUAGUACUUUAACUCGAUAUUCUGGAUAUAUUAGAGACAACGCGUUAUUUUUAGAUAUUCAAGUGAAAGAUAUAAAAACUAGCGUUUCUACGUCAUCGCUAACGUCAUAA
Molecule: messenger RNA, 1419 nt
Organism: Eufriesea mexicana
Lineage: Eukaryota; Metazoa; Arthropoda; Insecta; Hymenoptera; Apidae
Product: TNF receptor-associated factor 5
Exons: 1
Coding region: 1-1419 (472 amino acids)
Molecular function (GO): protein binding
Source: RefSeq, a predicted model, not a curated record